UUCAUAUCUAGGUGGAAUUGUACAACUUAACCCCCCGAGCAUCUGGAAGACGUUUUCCCGUUGAUCGAUAAGCAUCAAUAUGCAGGUGUCUCUUGUUCUAUUAUAUUCCAGCUCAGCGCUGCUGCUGUUGGAGGGUUGCUGCACAGCUGUGCCAGGAUGGAGAGUUUUAAAAAACGAUGCAACAGAAAUAAUUCCUGAAUACACCGAAGAAACACCAUAUCGAGAGGAACCCAUUCAACUGUCGAAUAAUUCAAUGAACAGGGCGAAGCACGGAGGAAGGAGGAGAUCAUCGAACACUGCCUCAUAUGGUGCCUCCGAGCUGAGCUGCCGGGAGCUGCGAUCCACUCGUUACAUCACCGAUGGGUCCUGCCGCAGCGCCAAACCGGUGAAGGAGCUGGUGUGCUCCGGGCAGUGCGUGCCCUCCCGCCUGCUGCCCAACUCCAUCCUGCGGGGCAAGUGGUGGAGCAGCAGCUCCUCAGACUACCGCUGCAUCCCGGCGCACUCUCGCACUCACCGUGUGCAGCUGCAGUGCCCGAGCGGCCACAGCCGGACUUACAAAAUCCGCGUGGUCACCUCCUGCAAGUGCAAGCGGUACACCCGCCACCACAACCAAUCUGAAGCCAAGGGGACCUCUUCCCCCAAGCCACGGCGCAACAAGAAACGGAGCCAACAGCAGCCCCAGGAGCAGAGCAAGAGCCCAGAGAUGGGCAACUCCUACUGAGGAUCCCGCGCAGACAUACACGUGUACAUACGUGCACGUACACACAUACGCACACACACAGACACAUACGCCCAUAUGCAUACAUGUCCAUGCAUAAAAAAAGCCCCACAUACUCAAACACAGCACACAUGCCCGCAUGCGCACACUGCUGCACGUGAGCACGCACAACGCUCCUUCAACAGAGCAAGAGAAGCGGAGAGAUGCGAGAGCUGUGCAUCAGACUUCCGAGUCGCACAUCACAUUAUACGCGCUCUACAGAUUUACCCAGAUGUGUAUUAAGAUAUGUAUGGUCUGUUGAGUCCUAACAGAAUGGGACAGCACACAGCUGGUCAGGACUUUGGGGGAUCAGCGGGUCGGGCCGGGUUGGGAGUGGGAGGUACACACUUUCACAGACACAUUUCCUUUGAGUUUUGUGAAAGGUCCAGUUUGAAUUGCAUUAAUUCCUCCACAUGUAAAAUUAAUCUCCAUGCAACAAACCGGGGAACCUACAUCCACUUCACCACUUAAAGACUAGUACAGACAUCCAUGAAGUAGGCUGUGUCCCUGAGGUGGACAACAUAUUUCUAUAUACACUCAGUGAGCACUCUAUUAGGUAGACCUGUACACCAAUGUGUUAAUACAAAUAUUUAAUCAGCCAAUCAUAUGGCAGCAACUAAAUGUAUAAAAGCAUGUAGACAUAGUCAAGAGGUUCAGCUGUAUUUCAGACCAAAUGUCAGAAUGGGGAAGAAAUGUGAUUUAAGUAACUUUGACCAUGGAAUGAUUGUUGGUGCCAGGCAGGGUGGUUUGAGUAUCUCAGAAAGUGCUGAUCUCCUGGGAUUUUCACGCACAACAUUCUCUCGAGUUUGCAGAGAAUGGAAACAUCCAGUGAGCAGCAGUUCUGCGGGAAAAAGGGCUUGUUAAUGAGAGAGGUCAGAGGAGAAGGCCAGACUGGUCAAAGCUGACAGGAAGGUGACAGUAACGCAAAUAACCACACAUUACAACAGUGAUAUGCAGAAGAGCAUCUCUGAACACACAACGCAUCAACUCUAAGUGGAUAGGCUACAGCAGCAGAAGACUAAUAAGUCAAAAAAGAAGUCUAAUACAUUUCUAAUAAAGUGCUCAGUGAGUGUAUAUAGAAUAUGUAGCUACAGUAUAUUAUUUGGCUUUGGCUUUACCCAUUUUCAUCACUUUACUCUAUCCACGCCUCUUGAAGGUUGGUCUGGGACCCCUCACCCCGCCUGAGGCCGGUCGUUCCCAACAGCAAUAGCUGGACGCGCUGCUGUCCAUGGACUGCUGCAAAAUGGCAGAGCACCUCUGCCAGUCUUGCCAGAGCUGUCAGAACUAACACUGCCGUCCAUAACCAAAAAGGUGGUGUCACAAGAGCAGACCAGACCCCUAUGAGACCGGCUGCCCUCGGGCAAAUGUGGAUGAAAUAUUAAACGGACCCAAACUGUGACUGCUUUUAAUUACCAAAUAAUCCUGUUGAGGAAGUGAGUCAUCAGAAAAAUGUUUUUUCACUUCCAGUCUUUCACAAGAGAAUAAAAAGAUUCUCCACAUGAAUAAAGGGUACAAAAAGUCUCUCCAGUGGUGGGACAAACUGAUUAUUAUUUUCAAGAGACAUUUGAAAAAAAGACUCAAUAGACAGUAUGAACUAUGUUAUAAUUACUGUCAUUCGUGUUACUUUCAAAAGGAAAAAAUGCCAAAAGGAAAGGUUCACGAUUCUAGUCCCAUGGUUUGGACCACAGCAUCAUACUAAAAUUGUACUGCUGAUCCCAGCCAGUGAAGAAUACUGCCACAUAUGUUUGAGUACACUUAUUUUUGCCUAUUGCUUCCUGCCCUCUGUUUUGUAAACAGUGCUGCCAAUUUUUGCUUCUUCUCAAUUGUGUGUUUGAAAUAGCAACUGGAAAGGAGCUAGUCAUGUAUGCAGAGUUGCCAUGUUAAGCACUGUUGAUUGUUUGCCAUAGUGGUAUAUAUCCAGUUUGUACAUACUGUACCUGUGGGGUCUCUUGGAGUGGUUCCCUCACCUGGCAGUGGGCUAAAAAACACUUCCAUACUUCCAUGGGGGACCAUUAAAAAGAAUUACCUGCAUAUUUAUUUUUUAUUUCUUCAUUUAAAUUAUUUAUGCAUCUUUUUGUAGUUAUAUGAUAGCAAUAAUUGUCGCAUAAAUGUAAUAGUGAAUUUCAAAAGAAAAAAAGAAUGAAUGAAUAAACUAAAGAAAAAUAUAUUUGAAAA
Molecule: messenger RNA, 2932 nt
Organism: Conger conger (European conger)
Lineage: Eukaryota; Metazoa; Chordata; Actinopteri; Anguilliformes; Congridae
Gene: sost
Product: sclerostin
Exons: 2
Coding region: 80-721 (213 amino acids)
Biological process (GO): negative regulation of Wnt signaling pathway; ossification; negative regulation of BMP signaling pathway
Molecular function (GO): BMP binding
Source: RefSeq, a predicted model, not a curated record